This is a messenger RNA of Porites lobata, 4376 nucleotides long. The record is from the annotation of a GenBank genome assembly. NCBI's taxonomy places the organism in Eukaryota, Metazoa, Cnidaria, Anthozoa, Scleractinia, Poritidae.
CUUCAGGGAAGUAACUGGGUUUGGUCUAUCGAUGGAUAUGACAAGUUCCAGGCAUUUGGCAUUUACAUCCACGGUGCUAUGGAUACUUUCUCCCGACGCUUGCUUUGGCUAAGGGUUUACAAUAGCAACAAGGACCCGGCGGUGAUCGCUUCUUAUUUUUUUGAUUUCAUAACGGAAGAAAAAGGUACUGCGAGGAUAUUUAUUUUUUGGGUUUUAAAAUCUUCCCGCCCUGAUUUAAUGGCUUUUUUUAGUGUUUCCGGUCAGGACUAGAACGGACUAUGGUGUAGAAGCGUGCAUUCUCGCCCAAUGCCAGAUCUUUCUCAGGAGGCAACAUAGAGACACCUUUGCAUUUGAUAAUGCUCACUACAAUGGUCGUUCAGAACUCAAUCAGGUUAGGCCAGGUACUCCUUUGAGUACUCGAAUAAGCCCUCGCUCAUUAAUUUCACUUGAUUGACACGAUGCGAUGAUCUUUUAUCUCCUCUUAGACAAUCGAGGGAUGUUACUAAAACGGGGAACGGGGAGCAGGGAACGGGGAACGGAAGUCUGGGAACGAGUUGUCAGCGGAAACCUCCAUAAAAAUCCAAUAUGGCCGAUGAUCGAUGAUAGAGAACCGUCGAAACAAACUUAACCGAUAACGGCGUUAUUUUACUUGAACUAUAUGCUCAUGAGGUGCUUGAAAUAAUUACGGAGGUAAUAACUUCAUGACGUUUUUCACCUCUUUGCGUUUUACUAAACAAUUAUCCGUAGGAAACAAAAUAUGCUCCAACAGCAGUUGAAAGAAGCCAAUCGGGACAAAAAGUCUCAAAGCACAUGUACAGCCAUAUUUGGAACUCAAGCGAAUCUAUACUGAGUCUAGCCCACAAAGCAAUGAACUACUUUUCCAUGAUAGAUAACAUACAUCGAAGUAGUCAAGUAGCUUGUGUGCAGUUUUCUUGUAUUUCCUUUGAUAGAGAUGACUGCUUUGAAAAAUGUUAUUGACCAGGUCAUCACAUAAUUAGUGAGACUACUUUAACAAUCUGGUUCUGCUUUUAAUAUUAUUAGAUCUACUACACUGCAAGCAUUCACGAUAUUGGAGUGUUUCACUGAUCCAUGAAAAUAAAAUAAUAUCAGUUUAUUAUUUUGUGAAACAAUUUGUUUCAGGUCAGUUUGCCCAGUAUAGACCUGUAUAAUGACCCUAAUGAAACCUAAUUCACUCAUUUUCCUCACCCUAAUCAGUAACUGCUUCAAAGUCGUACAGUGGCCAUUUGUCUUUCUGCGAAAUACCCUGACGACCCUUUCCUGAAUCAAAACCAUUGGAUUGCAUUGAAUGCAACAUUCUCACUCACUGCAGAUCCUCAAUUAACCCCCGCCCCCUAAGAAUGAGAUCCCAAACCUCUCCAUUUUGAAGAAAAAUGUUGUAAAAUAAUCAAAGUACCUCUUCAUGGGCACGAAACGUUUGGUGCAAUUCAUACCAUACAAUAUCGCUGUAUCAAGUACUGUUCUCGGUGCAGGAGGAGGGGGUACUAUAAUGGCCUAAACAGAGCCUGAAGCCUUAUUCAGGCUUCAGGUACAUGAAAGGGAAGGGGUUUUUAUAGUUGAAGUAUAUGAAAGGGACCAAAAUGAGAUCAGUCACAGAUGCAUUUUAUGGAUGUGAGAGACAAGAAAACCUGUUUUAGCUAUUUAUUCAUAUUGUAAAGAUGAUGUAUUUACAGCAGUUAAAAAGGGAUGCAGCAUUCUAAAUUAGGUAUGUGAAAGGGGUACCAUUUGUCACUAGAGGGUAUACAAAAGGGGUACCUUUUCUGUCUAAAAUGGUACAUACAAAGGGUAAAGGGUUGGUCCCUGGGGCAGAGCCUCUUUGGUGAGUACCCCCCCCCUCCCCUCUGGGUUACUGUUACUCUAGUCUGAUUCUUCUCUUUAAUUUCUUUGAUACUGUGCUUAAAUUAAAUGAAUUAAAAUUCAUUUAAAAGCUUCUUGCCCCUUUUUUGAAAACCCCAAUAUGUUAAAAGAAAUUAUGUCCCCUGGUGGGGAAAUAAAAUCAGGGAAAAUGGGUAGCAAGAUCUAUUGUGUUAUUUUACAUGCAUUGAGUAAGCAUAAUGUGGCCACUAUACACAUACAGUUCUUGUGCGUGUUUACUGAAAAACAUAUCGGUACUCCAAUCUUUUGCCUCCCAUCACUUGUGUGAGACCUUAGACUCUUUAUUUCCAAAACUACAGACAGCUUGCUUGAAGGCUUAUCAACCACCUUCUAAUAAACUGCCAACCUCUGCAACAUUGAUGAUGUGAUGCUUGAUGGUAGGUGCACUGCAAUAUUGCUGAAUCAAGCUAAUAAAGCAGCUUGACAAUAUUAACUGGUUUAAGUCACUGAUACAUUCAGUUUUACACUGAGCUUGAAAUAUUUUUCUCCACAGUAAAAAUAAUGUUCAUUAAAGAGAAGCAGAGCUCCCCUCUGCAAAAACAUUAAAGGAGUCCCCCUAGAAAAAAAACAAAGCAUCCAGAGGGCUAAACAGAGGAAGUAUACUUAAAACGCAUAUUUUAACAGCUAGCCUUUAGAAAGUACCUUCUAACCAAAGACUUUAAAGUACUUCCCCCACGUAUACUUGCAACACUUAAUAUUGCAGCUCAGUUGUGGUUCACUUUUAUCCUAAGUUUGAAUUUUAUUCUCUUUGUUUUGAACUCAUAAUCAUAAAAUUCAUAUUACCCUACCCCCAAACAAAGGGAAGCAAAAUUUACACCUAGGUUAUAAUAAAAUAAAACCACAGCAUAGCCAUUUGCUUUGAAACAACUGGCAUCUUUAAGACCAAGGUAUGAUUGAUGUUCCUGGCACAUUGCCCGUUAAUAUGUUUAAAGUUGCCUUUUAUUGAUGUAUUAAAUAACCUGAUCCAUCUUAUCUUUUCAAAUAAUACAAUUGCACUUACUUCUCAUCAUAGGUUUGUAAAUAUAAUAUUAUUAGACUUACAGUUUUAUCUCAUCGCCAACAUGUUUUAAUUUGGGCUUGAAAAAACGCUACAGCUAGGAAGGAGCUCCGCUGCUACACUAUUACUGUCGAGGAAAUACACCUGGCUGCUUCGAUCUAAGUUAUCUUUCAGCAUGUAUUUAAGCCAAAACCGUACUAAAAGCGUCAAGCAAAAGUAUUUCAUAGCUUUGUGAGUGAGACCCAGUAUAGAUUCGCUUGAGUUCCAAAUAUGGCUGUGCUUUGAGAGUUUUUGUCCCGACUGUAGCUCCUUUCAACUGCUGUUGAAGCAUAUUUUGUUGUUUAGUAAAACGCAGAAAGGUGCAAAAUGUCAUGACAUUAUUACCUCCGUAUUAUUUCAAGCACCUCAUGAGCAUAUAGUUCAUUAGUAAAAUAGCGACCUUAAGUGUUGUUUCGACGCUUCUCUAUCAUCGAUCUUACCGGGUUCUUGAUCCUUACCGGCCAUUUUGGAUUUUUAUGGAGGUUUCCGCUGACAACUCGUUCCCAGACUUCCGUUCCCUGUUCCCCGCUCCCCGCUCCCCGUUCCCCGUUUUAGUAACAUCCGACAAUCGAGGCUUGGUGGUCUCGUCAGCGCCGUUACAACUCACAGUACUGGCUCGAUGAACUUCAAGUAAGAAAUGUUUGAAGUGACUGUGCACUGACAACUAGUAAUUGUAUUUGUGCCGCAGUAUUACUGUAUCAAAGUUAAAACUGAAUCAUAUUUUUUUUCUCAGACACUUCGAGAGAGUGGCCUUUGGGAGCGCGAUGAUGUUAUUGACCGGUAAGUUAAGGACCCACAGCAAGAAUGAGUCUAGUCAUCCUUGCUGCAGUUAAUAAUGUUGACUUGCGUUGUGUUUCUGGAAGAACGAACUAGCCAUGAUUAGUAUUACAUGCACCUUCCACAACUGUUGUUUUUUCUCAGUGCACCUCCUGUCUAUUCAUAGAUGGAUAUUGCUGUACGUAUACAUUCCACGACUGGAAACGGAAUUGGCGGAUUUAAAAAUGGCGUACAAUGCCCACAAAAUCAGAAAACAGAAGGGAAAACUCAGACCGGAUGGCGUACCAGAUGACAUGUACUACUUCCCAGAGCGAUUUGGUAAGUAAUAGGCCUUUAGAUAGAUAAGUCAUGCAUCCACGGUCAAAGUAUUCACAAAGUAUGCGAAAGGCUCUGUAAAGUACAUUGUAAUUGAUAUAUAUUAAUAUCAAUAAUAUCAAUAUCAUUUUGUUUUGAAGGUGGUCAGGAAGAAGGUUUUGUGCCAUCAGAUAAUGACCUGCAACGGAUUGCCACACAGCAUGGCCUGGGAAGGCCUCUUCCCGACUAUAUUCCAGAUGAAGUACGAACCGUGAGCAGCAAUUGGUGCAGAAGUCAUGGGGUCACUGUUACAGUUGCAAAUGCAGCUACUGUGUAUCAACAUUUAAGACAAUAUGUUAAAGAUAAGAUAAGAUAA